Messenger RNA from Ictidomys tridecemlineatus (thirteen-lined ground squirrel), 1517 nucleotides. NCBI's taxonomy places the organism in Eukaryota, Metazoa, Chordata, Mammalia, Rodentia, Sciuridae. The record is from RefSeq and is a predicted model, not a curated record.
UGGUACACUCAGUUGCUGCAGAGCAUAGGUUACAUCUUUAUGUACUGUUACAAGUAUUAUCGUCAUAUAGUAGUAUCUGCUGACAUCUUGUCCAAUAUAGUUAAUGAAUUAUGGCUUAAUAAUGAUCAAAUUUACUAAAAAUCAGUAUAGAUUAACAUUCAGAUACAGAUUAGUUGUUGCUUAUCAGUUCUGAACUAUUAAGAAAGCCAUUUUAGACUGUUUCUUCCAUCUCUUAGAAGUCUGAUGCUUGACUUCUAAUCCGAAUGUUCUUGUUUUAAUUCCCUGAGAAAUGCCACCCUUCUACCUGGAAGACAUUUGGCUACUCCCACCACUGCAGCCUCAAUGGCAGGGGACAACGUGUCCUUCGCGGACUUCACCCUCGGGGGGCUGUUCGGCACCGAGGAAACUGGGGGCCUUGUCUUCGCGGUCAUCUGUGUCGUCUUCUUCACGGCUCUGACGGCCAACCGGGUCAUGGUCGUGCUGAUCCGCGCUGACGCGCGCCUGUACACGCCCAUGUACUUCCUGCUCAGCCACCUGUCGCUCAUCGACAUGCUGUGCAUCUCCACCAUCGUGCCCAAGAUGCUGGUGGACUACCUGCGGGGCCAGAAGACCAUCUCCUUUGCGGGCUGCACGGCGCAGCACUUCCUCUACCUGACGCUGGUGGGCGCCGAGUUCUUCCUGCUGGGCCUCAUGGCCUACGACCGCUACGUGGCCAUCUGCAGCCCGCUGCGCUACCCGGUGCUCAUGAGCCGCCGCGUCUGCUGGCUGAUCAUCGCGGGCUCCUGGCUGGGGGGCUCGCUGGAUGGCUUCCUGCUCACGCCCAUCACCAUGAGCUUCCGCUUCUGCGGCUCCCGGGAGAUCGACCACUUCUUCUGCGAGGCGCCCGCGGUGCUGAGGCUGGCGUGCGCGGACACGGCGCUCUACGAGACGGUGAUGUACGCGUGCUGCGUGCUGAUGCUGCUGACGCCGUCCUCGGUGGUGGUCGCCUCCUACGCGCGGAUCCUGGCCGCUGUCCCGCAUGAGCUCGCGGCCGAGGGGAGGAGGAAGGCCUUCCCCACCUGCUCUUCCCACAUGAUCGUGGUGACCUUGUUCUACGGGGCCGCCAUGUACACCUACAUGGUGCCGCAGGCUUGCCACCAGCCAGCGCAGGACAAAGUCUUCUCCGUCUUCUACACGAUCCUCACGCCCAUGCUGAACCCGCUCAUCUACAGCCUGAGGAACAAGGACGUGGCCUGCGCUCUGCAGAGGGCCCUGCGGAGACUCAGGAGACUCCGGGGCUCUCAAGGAGUGUCCCGAGAGGCCUUCUGACAGCCGGGUCUGGUCGUGCAGAUGACAAUGGGAACCCUGGCUUAGUGGCCGAAAGCAGCUAACUUGAAAGUGUGUCCCCUGUACUUCCCUCUCUCAGCUCUUUUUCUGUUCUUACAUCUCCUUUUUGCCCUACUCAGUUCACAUGUACGCAAAAAUAAAUACCUAGUGGUUUCCAGAAACAAAAGUUGGAAAAUUUCCCCUGGGGUUUU